Messenger RNA from Sparassis crispa, 1572 nucleotides. RefSeq lists its product as uncharacterized. Bases 1 to 1572 code for a protein of 523 amino acids. Lineage: Eukaryota; Fungi; Basidiomycota; Agaricomycetes; Polyporales; Sparassidaceae. Gene Ontology annotation, molecular function: transmembrane transporter activity. Gene Ontology annotation, biological process: transmembrane transport. The transcript is spliced from 4 exons. The record is from RefSeq and is a predicted model, not a curated record.
AUGGCUGCCCCACUCGACACCGAGCUCAGCUCCCGCUCCUCCACCAUCACCUACGAAGAGGAGGACGAAGGGGACAUCAACUCCCAGUUCGAGCGCGAGGCCUAUGGCCCUCGCGAGGGCGAUAAGGAAUGGGACGCGUUCGAAAUUCGUCUCCCAGAAGAUGACCCUGCCAACCCCCACAAUUGGUCCCGCGUGUACAGAUGGUAUAUCACCAUGUUUGGCGGACUCCUGGUCCUGAAUGCGACGUUCGCAAGUUCAGCGCCAUCAGGUAUUAUACCCGACCUCAUGAGACAAUUCACAUUCGGCAAAGAAGUAGCAACGCUCCUUAUUGCGUUGUUUGUAGCGGGGUACUGUGUCGGGCCUCUACUUUGGGGACCACUAUCAGAACAAAUUGGCCGACGACCAGUAUUUAUCAUCACGUUCGCGGUAUACACCUGCUUCCAAGUAGGGUGUGCACUAUCACCUAACACGGCAUCGAUUCUGGUCUUCCGUUUCCUCGGUGGCGUGUUCGCAUCGGCACCGCUAUCAAAUAGCGGUGCUCUGAUCUCAGAUAUAUGGGAUGUGGGUACGCGAGGAAAGGCUCUCGCGCUAUUCACACUUGCGCCAUUCGCAGGACCGACGCUCGGUCCCGUCGUGAGCGGCUUCAUGGCUGUCGCAGGUGUGUCAUGGCGCUGGGUAUUCUGGCUGUUGACGCUGUUCGCGGGCGCUUGCCUCGUCGUCAUCGUCUUCACAAUCCCCGAAACAUACGUGCCGGUGUUGUUAGUUCAGCGCGCGCGGCAGAAGCGCAAGGAGACUGGAGACGACCGUUACUGGGCACCGCUCGAAAGGCAGAAGCUCAAGUUCGCCCCUCUUUUGAAGCACAUUCUUGGCCGCCCCUUCGUGGUGCUCGUCCACGAGCCCAUGCUUAUCGCAAUCACUGUUUAUAUGAGUUUUGUCUACGGGUGCAUCUAUCUCCUCUUCGAAGCGUACCCUAUCGUCUUCACCCAGGGACAUCACAUGAACGAAGGCAUCUCAGGGCUAAUGUACCUCCCGAUAUUCGUUGGUGGGAUCGCCGGCGUCUUCAGCUACUUGCUCUUCUUCAACCCACGUUACGAGCGGUACAUGGUGCACUACGCGCCCCAUCCGGUGCCGCCCGAGAAGCGGCUCGAGAUCUGCAUGGUGGCCGCGCCGUUCUUUGCGAUCUCGUUUUUCUGGUUCGGCUGGACGUCGUAUCCGACGGUUUCGUUCUGGGCAGCGAUGAUGGCGGGGCUGCCCAUGGGCUGGUCGAUCGUGUACAUUUUCCUGGGUUUGUUCAACUACAUCAUCGACACCUACCUCUUCGUCGCCGCCAGCGCGCUGUCAGCAUUGACCGUCGUGCGCUCCAUGUUCGGCGCGUCCUUUCCGCUGUUCGCGACGCAGAUGUAUGACACGCUUAACCCCCGCUGGGCAUCGACGCUACUGGGGUUCCUCGCGGUGCUCAUGGCCCCUAUCCCAUUCGUCCUGUACAAGUUCGGGCAUCGCCUCAGGCGACGCUCGAAGUUCUCGCCGACUGGUGACAUCCCUGUGAAGCCGGCGAAGGCGGCGGAGGUAUGA